CGAAACUCUGACAUAUUUAGUGGGAGGAAAUGUAAAAAUGACUAAAAUGGAAAAAUAAGAUAAAAUCUGAAUCCAACUUUCUGUGCAGUGGUGGAAUUUAGUAGUUUUUCUAGAGGAAAACGAUUAAGAAGUCAAGAUGACAUCAAUAUUAGAUCAGUAUGAAGCAGAAUCAGCUAGAAAUGCCAGUGGGGGUAGUUUUUCUAGUUUACCCUCCUAUCAAGAACCGAUUGGUUCUGGAUUUAUUGAUGCCCGGUUCACAGAAGAACAACCUAUAUUUACCAAGAAGAAAGUUAAUUUUAAACCACCAGAUCAGCUAACCCAUCUGGUAGUGAGUAAUAAUUUUCUAGUAAUGGCUAUGAACAGUAAUAUAUUAUUACGAUUAGAUUUAGAACAUCCUGAACAACCUGACGAGGUUGAAUUACCUAAAGCAGUAGAAGAUAAAGUCCAUAAGAUUUUUCUGGACCCAACUGGACGUCAUAUGAUAAUAAGUAUGGUGUCUACAGAAUGUUAUUAUUUAUCUAGAAACAGUAAGAAACCUAAAUCUAUACAUAAAUUAAAGGGUCAUCAUAUAGAGAGUGUAGGAUGGAACUGGCAGAAUGCUAAUGAUAAUACAACUAGUGCAAUAUUAAUAGGUACCAGUAAAGGUAUAAUAUUUGAAACUGAGUUAACAUCACAUGAGGACAGUAAAUUUUUCCAAGGCUCAUUGGAUCAGUAUUUAAAACAGUUAUUUAAUAUUGGUAAAGAUAAUGCUGUAUGUAUAACUAGUCUACAGUUUGAUAGAAUACCAGGACCUACUAUGAAUGAUUAUAAAUAUUAUAUACUGGCCACAACUCCAGGUCGACUCUAUCAGUUUAUAGGAAAUGUAGCUACGUCUGCUGAACCUCCCAUGUUUUAUUCUCUUUUUCACCAAUAUGAAACAGGAUCAGAACAUGUACAGUUUAUAGAAUUACCUGGUGAUUUUGGUUAUAGUGAACUACAUUUAUAUUUCCCUAAAUUCAGACAACCUGCACAAACAUUCGCCUGGAUGACAGGUCCUGGAGUUUAUUAUGGUAGUAUAGACACUACUGGUAGUGCUGGAGCUAACUCAGUUUUAUCAAAUACUAAACUUAUACCAUAUCCUAAAGACAAAGUAGAUAUAGGAAAACCUGUUUCCAUGGUGAUGACAGAAUUCCAUGUCUUAAUAUUAUUUGCCGACAGAUUAAAAGCUGUGUGUACAUUAAAUGAACAAACAAUUUAUGAUGAUUUAUUUGUGAAUGAGAGAUUUGGUAAAGUAUUAGGUAUAUGUAAAGAUCCUAUACGAGGUACAAUAUGGACCUAUACCACUAAUUCUGUAUUUAAAUAUAGAAUCACACAUGAAGAUAGAGAUGUGUGGCAGAUGUAUCUAGAAAAAGAAGAUUUUGAAUCUGCUAAAGAAUAUUGUCAGGACAACCCAUCUCAGUUAAAUCAAGUAUUAACCAAACAAGCCCAGUUUCUCUUCAAUAAAAACAGAUAUGAAGAGAGUGCUGCCUUGUAUGCCAUUACCCAGAAUUCCUUUGAAGAAAUUGCUUUAAAAUUUAUUCGUCUUCCCCAGAAAGAGGCUUUAAAAACAUUUGUAAUGAAAAAAUUGACAUCUUUGAGAAACCAGGAUAAAACUCAGAUGACAAUGUUAGUAACCUGGUUAAUAGAAUUAUAUUUAAAUCAACUGGGAGAACUGAAAGAACAGAAUCAGGAUGAGUCAGAAGAAUUUAAUGAAAUCCAGGAUGAUUUCAGAUCUUUUCUAGGUCAAUUGAAGGUCAAGGAGUGUUUAAGUGAUAAUCGAGGUGUUGUGUAUGAUCUUAUAGCAAGUCAUGGUGAUGUAGAGGAUAUGGUCUUCUUUGCUGUUCUUAUGAAAGAUUAUGAGAGAGUUAUUUCCCAUCAUUUACAACAUGAAAAUUACAAACGAGCUUUAGAAGUGCUGGUUGAAAAACAGAAUGAUGUAGAUCUAUAUUAUAAGUUUUCACCAAUACUAAUGCAGUAUACACCUGGAGAGACGGUCAACGCUUGGAUUAAACAGGGGAGACAACUAGAUCCUAAACAAUUAAUACCAGCUCUCGUACAGUAUGAUCAGGAGAAAUAUAAAGAACAGGGCAAUGAAGCUAUAAGAUAUCUUGAAUAUUGUGUACAACAGUUAGAUAAUAAAGAUACAGCUAUACAUAAUUAUCUCGUGUCCCUGUACGCUAAAAUACAACCUGAUAAUUUAAUGUUAUAUCUUCAACUACAGGGAGAGAAUCCGGACAUGAUUUGUUAUGAUGUAAAAUAUGCUCUAAGAUUAUGUACUGAAUCUAAACAUACUAAAGCCUGUGUUUAUGUCUACUCUAUAAUGGGAUUAUAUGAAGAAGCUGUAGAUAUGGCUCUUUCAGUAGAUGUAGAAUUAGCUAAAUCAAUGGCAGACAAGCCUGAUGAAGAUGAUUAUGAAAUCAGAAAAAAACUAUGGCUCAGAAUAGCAAGACAUGUAGUAGAAGAAGAAAAAGAUGUAAAAAGAGCUAUGGAGUUUCUGCAUGAUUGUGAUUUACUAAAGAUAGAAGAUAUUUUACCUUUCUUCCCUGAUUUUGUUACUAUUGAUCAUUUUAAGGAAGCCAUUAUCACCUCACUACAAGAAUAUAAUCAACAUAUAGACUCUCUAAAAGAGGAGAUGGAAGAAGCCACUCAAAGUGCUGAAGAAAUCAGAAAAGAAAUACAGAGUUUUAGGAAUAAAUAUGCAUUUGUAAAAGCAGAAGAUAAAUGUUCAGCUUGUAAUUAUCCUCUGAUGGUGCGAGCCUUUUAUUUGUUUCCAUGCCAACAUAAAUUCCAUAUGGAUUGUUUAAUAGCUGAGGUGCUGCCAAGUUUACCGAGUUCUAAGAAAGGUCAAGUUGAUGCUUUACAACGUAAAUUAGCUGAAAGAGAUGAUUCUAGAUUACGCAAACCAAGCACCAAUACAAAACAAUCAGAUUUAGAAACCAAGAACCAGUUAGAUAAUCUGGUAGCAUCAGAAUGUAUUUUCUGUGGAGACUUCAUGAUCAGGUGUAUAGAUAAAUCCUUUAUAGAAGAUGAUGAAUGGAUAACAGCAGAGCAGGAAUGGGAAUAAACUCUUCAAUAUUAGAGUCCAAUAAAACAGAGCUUCAGAUUUAAAAAUUACAUCUUUGGACAAAUAGCUCUUGAAGGCCAUAGUUCACUAUCUUACUUCCGAAGAUAACUUGCAUAUAUUUAAGGUUUAAAUCGACCUUUGAAACAGUGCUGUACAUUUAAAUAUUUCAUUGGUGGACAACUUGCUCUUAAUGUUCGUAGUUCACCAUUUUACUUCUGAAGACUAUUAACAUAUAUUCCAAGCUAACCCAAUUCAACCUCUUAAAAUUGUGAACCAUGGCAUUCAAAUUUGAAAUGUUCACCAGUUUACAUACUCCGAGCAUAUUCGAUCAAUUUUUUAUGUCAAUUGCAAAGAGCCCAGCAUUUUAUCUUCAUCAUAGGAUGUGACUGGAAAAUACAUCCAUUGUUAUUGUCAUAUAUUAUUAUUAUUAUUAUUAUUAUUUAUAUUCAUUCCAAUAUGGAGAAGUUAUAUAAUUAUGAUGUACAGAAUUAUUAAACUAUAUAAAUUCUA
This is a messenger RNA of Lottia gigantea (owl limpet), 3592 nucleotides long. RefSeq lists its product as hypothetical. The transcript has 30 exons. Gene Ontology annotation, biological process: organelle fusion; intracellular protein transport; endosome to lysosome transport. Lineage: Eukaryota; Metazoa; Mollusca; Gastropoda; Lottiidae. The coding region runs from base 137 to 3082 and encodes 981 amino acids. Gene Ontology annotation, molecular function: protein-macromolecule adaptor activity. The record is from RefSeq and is a predicted model, not a curated record. Gene Ontology annotation, cellular component: HOPS complex; endosome.